UGGAGGUGUGUGCUAGGGCAUCUGGCGCGGCGGGAGUAUGAACUUCUCGGAGCAAUGGCGGGAGCUCUGGCCCAUCGGUUCCAUCUUCUCCGCUCCCAAGCUCAUCCCAGCGCCAUCUCCCCAACUCUCUCCCGUCCUCUUCAACCCCUCCUCCUCUCCCAUCCCUCUCCUCUCCGAUCGAUCCCUCGCCGUCUCCACGCCGCCUUCGCCCUCCCCUUCCUCCCUUCUGGCCUACCUUCGCUGCUGUAGUUCCCCUUUCACUCUCCUUCUCUUCUUCCCCUGCGGUGAUAACUCCGACUCCAUUGCCUACGUCUCCGUCUCCUUCCGCGACCCCCGGAGACCACAGGUCGGUGAGCUCUUCUUCCAAACUGAUGGCUUCAAGCACCCCUUCCACCGGAUCUCCAGCAUCUCCGUCGUUCCCGUGUUACCGGACUUGGAUUGGUGUUGCCCGGAGGAUAAUUCUGAUGUAGCGGUUGAAGGGUUUUUGAUUGCCACUACUCUGUAUUCUGUCAACUGGUUUAGGAUCGAGAUUAGGGUUUUGGAGUCCGGAGCUGAGAGGCCGGUUUUGGUGCCGGUUGCGAAGCAAGGGUUCGGGAUCUCUGUGGUGCAUGCUUGUUGGAACCCGCAUUUUCAAGAGGAGAGCGCGGUGUUGCUGGAGAAUGGGGAUUUGUGCUGGUUCAAUCUGAAUACAAGGAGAGGAGGGAGGGUUAGGGUUAUGGUGGAUGAGGAGGACCCGGGGGAAUGGUUGGGGUGUGUGUACGGUGGGCAGCCAUGGAUUUUGAUUGUUGGGUGUUCGAAGGCUGUGGUUGUGGUAGAUUUGAGGGCGGAGAAGGGUACCAAAUCAAUGGUUUUGGCAAAGGCUGGAUUGGAGAGUUCAGUGGAUAAUCGGAUUCUCUCAUUUUGCAAGGCGGGAUUCAGUGAUUUCCAUGUGUCAUUGGUGACACAGAGAAGGUUGCUGCUUUUCGAUGUGAAGCAGCUAACCAUGGUUCCUUUGUUGAUGUGGAAUCAUUUCCUUGACCACCCUAGCCAUGUUUCAAUGUUCAGGUUAUCAGAGUUGGGGCCUUCGGAGGAGCAUCAAUGGGCAUUGGAGUCUGGUUUUGCGACAAUUGUAGGUUCAUUUAGGAAUGAUUCUUGUAGUCUUUUUUGUUAUGCGCUGAGUGAGAGUCAAGGGGUGAUUGGUAAUACUUCAUUCGAUGCUCGGGGGCUUCCUACAGGUCUCGCAUUGUCGGGUAAGCAAUGCGGUUCUGGUGAUGAGCUUUUCAAGGAGUUAUUGGCCAGUGAACAACUACCGGAUGGUAUGGAGUGGCAAGAGAUGAGGGACAGGGUUGCAGGAUUUUUUAUAUUGCCAUCUGAUAUAUUCAAGGUUGAAUCCAGAGAUGAUGGUGUUAGUGGCUUCAGCUUGAUCAGGCUCAUGACAUCGGGUAAACUUGAGAUGCAAAGGUACAAUGCUUCAUCUGAUUUAUCUAGUUACAGUUCUGCCAGGGGAAAUAAUGAUCCUGUGGAAAUUAUAGACUCCUCAUCUUGUUGUGAGAGCUCUGAAGGUAUUGAAGUGUCCACUAGGUAUAGUUUUCUCAAAUUACAGAAUUUCCAUUUAUGUUUGAAUGGUAACCUUUCAAAUACAUCAUCCAUGCAUGGACCUCAACCGAAUAAGAAAGUCCCUGAUCAGUUGGAUAUCAAAAAGGAUGUAAAUACUUGUAGUCAACCGGUUGCUUCUCAAGAGGCAGUAGAUGUUAUAACCAUUUGUACCAAUGAAACUGCAUUGAGCAAUCAAUUAACAUGCAAUGGAAAUAGUGACAACCCAAGGACAGUGAAAAAGGAGCCUUCCACUAUGGAUGACCAUUUUGAAUCUAGUAGAGAGGUUGGAUUGGAGAUACUUGAUAUGGGUUCAGAUCAGCUGGAAAUUGAGCUAGUUACUAAAGUUUUACAGCCGGAUGAGGAUAAAAUCUGUAAGUGCUUGAAAAGACAGCUGUCAAAAUGGCUGGAAGGUUCUGAGCCGCAUGAGGAUUUUAGUUCAUGGUUGAAGUAGCCAGUUUAUUGAUCACUUCAAGUCUGGUCUUAUAGUGGUAAAAUCUGAUUUUUGAAUGUUUUGUUUUUGUUAUUGGAAACGAAUUCACAUGUUCAACCUGAGCACGAAAUUAUUCGGGGAAGAAUGCUGCUGAAAUCAGUGCUAUUAUCAACAGGUGCGGGUUUUAGGCUGCAACCAAACUGCAACUGCUAGUUGUAGUGGCUGCAAUCAAACUGCAUUGGAUGGCUUAUGUUGCAUUUCAUUUUAUGAUGUCAUCUACGAGAGCAUUGAAGCACCUUAUUUCAAAUUAUUUGGGAAGAUAUCAUGCUGAAUGUUAGGAGGCUGCAAUGACUUUUAAACACUAUAGUAAAGAUCAAUGGAUUAUACAUAACCAACUCUCUUGUUCCCGCGCUCAGCCUCAACCUCAACCUCAACCUCAACCUCAACGCCAGUGAACAACAAAGGUGCUCAAAAUGAUGCUGUCCCUUGGCGCACAGUUGCCUGAUUAUUUACCAAUGCUAUUCUCCCACGCAUGAACAUCUUGUAACUGGCAUCAUUUCUUGAGAUCAGACUCAUCCGAUAGCACGUACGGUGAUGCCCAAAAAAUAAAAUCAUGUUCAUGAACAGUGUUUGACAAAUGUGUUGUAUUUUAUCAUCAAGAACUCAUUACAUGAAAAAUUAAUCAUUGUGAUACCAUCUUUGACAUUGUUUGCCUAGGUCAUGUACAGCAACAAACAGUUAUUGGAUGAAGUAUUUUGGAUGGC
Dioscorea cayenensis subsp. rotundata (Guinea yam) is the source of this 2769-nucleotide messenger RNA. RefSeq lists its product as uncharacterized. The transcript has 3 exons. NCBI's taxonomy places the organism in Eukaryota, Viridiplantae, Streptophyta, Magnoliopsida, Dioscoreales, Dioscoreaceae. Gene Ontology annotation, biological process: transcription by RNA polymerase I. Gene Ontology annotation, molecular function: RNA polymerase I core promoter sequence-specific DNA binding. Gene Ontology annotation, cellular component: fibrillar center. Bases 38 to 2026 code for a protein of 662 amino acids. The record is from RefSeq and is a predicted model, not a curated record.